Messenger RNA from Penaeus vannamei (Pacific white shrimp), 2411 nucleotides. It is a transcript of the gene VhaAC39-1, whose product is annotated as V-type proton ATPase subunit VhaAC39-1. Gene Ontology annotation, cellular component: lysosomal membrane; early endosome; plasma membrane proton-transporting V-type ATPase complex. NCBI's taxonomy places the organism in Eukaryota, Metazoa, Arthropoda, Malacostraca, Decapoda, Penaeidae. Gene Ontology annotation, molecular function: proton-transporting ATPase activity, rotational mechanism. The record is from RefSeq and is a predicted model, not a curated record. Gene Ontology annotation, biological process: proton transmembrane transport; vacuolar acidification; vacuolar transport.
AACAUCACCUGAUUGGUCGGCUGGAGGAACGCCGACCAAUGGGAGAACAGCUUACAAAACCUCGCCUGUCAUAUGACACAGCUGAUCGAUCUGGGUUGAGGAACCAAAACACAGCGAGAGGUCAACAUGCUGGAUAGCGUCUUUAACAUCGACUGUGGUUACUUGGAGGGCCUGUGCAGGGGUUUCAAAAAUGGUAUCCUCAAACAGACGGAUUAUUUGAACCUGGUGCAGUGUGAGACUCUUGAUGAUUUGAAACUCCACUUGCAGAGCACAGAUUAUGGCAACUUCCUGGCCAACGAGGCCUCGCCACUCCAGGUCUCUGUCAUUGACGAUAAGCUGAGGGACAAGUUGGUGACAGAAUUCCAGCACAUGCGUAACCAUGCUGUGGAACCUCUAGGAACCUUCCUUGAUUAUAUUACCUAUGGGUACAUGAUCGACAACAUUGUCCUGCUGAUCACAGGCGCUCUCCACCAGCGCCCAAUUUCUGAGCUGAUGCCCAAGUGCCAUCCCCUCGGCACCUUCGAGCAGAUUGAAGCCAUCAAUGUGGCUUCCACCAGCUCUGAGCUGUACAAUGCUGUUCUUGUGGACACUCCUCUUGCUGACUUCUUCGGAGAGUGUGUCAGUGAGCAGGAUCUGGAUGAGCUGAACAUUGAGAUCAUCCGUAACACCCUAUACAAAGCCUAUCUGGAGUCCUUCUACAACUACUGCAAGUCCUUGGGAGGCACCACUGCUGAAGUGAUGUGUGAGAUCCUUGCUUUUGAGGCAGAUCGUCGUGCUUUCAUCAUCACCCUUAACAGCUUCGGAACAGAACUGACCAAUGAAGACCGUAAGAAGUUGUAUCCUCAGUGCGGCAAACUAUACCCAGAUGGUCUUGCUGCUUUGGCUCGUGCUGAUGACCCAGAGAAUGUGAAGCAGGUUGCAGAGUUUUACACUGAAUACCGGGCACUGUUUGAAGGAGCUGGCAACAACCCCGGCGAGAAGACCCUAGAGGACAAGUUCUUUGAGCAUGAGGUAAAGCUCAAUGUCAAUGCCUUUCUCCACCAGUUCCACUUUGGGGUCUUCUAUGCCUAUCUCAAGCUGAAGGAGCAGGAGUGCCGAAAUAUCGUGUGGAUCGCAGAGUGCAUUGCGCAGAAGCACCGAGCAAAGAUUGACAACUACAUACCCAUUUUGUAAAUUUUGCAGCCAAGUGCGGCGGGAGAAUGUGGGACACUCUAAAGCAGUAUGUAUAAGGGGUCUAAUGAGACGCAUUUGGAUGAGGUAUAUAUUCAAAUUUUGAUAAUUUAGGCAAAUUUCGGUUUCAGAUAUCAGGACUAUUGCAAGAGUUUAAACAUUUUAAUAUUUGGAUAUGAUUUUUUUUUUUUUUUUUUUUUUACAGCAGAUUAAUGGCAGAAAAAUUAGCUGUUAUUAUUAUUUUUUUUACAGUAUUUUCUUUUAAUAUUCCACUUUUUUAUGUUCCCGCAAAAAGAACAGAUCAAAUACAUGGUUGUUCCCCAAAGUGCAAAAGGGCAGUUAACAAAUGUUUAUUAUCUUUAUAAGGAUUUCAUUAUUCCUUAAUAUAAUUUUUCUUUUUUGCAGUAUCAUUUACUUUUUUACUUAAUGGUGCACUAGUAUUGUACCAGCUAUAGAUAUAAGACUAUGGUACUUUGGGUAUGAUACAUAUAGAGCAAGUAUAUUUCAUAUUAUAGUUGUCCCCAGUGUGAAGGAAAAGUUUAGCUUCAGAGGUUUUCACACCAAAGCCAUCUUUUACUUGAAUCAUCAUGAAAAGGUUGUUAAGUAUUCUUUAGCUUUUAUAAUAGUGAGAGGAACUGUCUAACUUGUUUCCUGAUUUUUUAUUCUUUUUCUUUAUUUGUUCUUUUCUUGCAAAACAUGUUACCAUAGACUUCUGCUGCAAGAUGUCUAGUUCCUCUUUUCCGUCAUUUUGGCAGUAAAAGAAUGAUAUAUCUAAAAGGAACUUUAUAUAUAUGUAUAAGAUAACGUAAAACAUUGUCACUGUUGGUACUAGUGACACAGACCAAGUUUUGCAUGUGGUAUUGGUACCUUGUCAUUUUUUGCAAUCACUAGACUUGGCUGGGAAAAAAGUGUAUUUAUGGUAGUGGUCUAAAUAAAUUGUUCAUAGUCCUUGCCAAAGGGAAAAAAAAAAGAUAGAAAUGAAUAUUAAUUAAUUUUUACCAUUUUAAAAGAAUUUUGUUUUAACAUUCCAAAUAUUUAUCAGAGUUUGCAAUAUUUAUUUGUCAGGGGAAAAUAUCUUCCAGUAGCACAAGUUUACAGAUAAUUUUUGUUUGUAAGUGUAUGUAUGACAUUUCAUUGUGAUGUAAUGCAUUAUUCUGGAUGUAUAAUUGUACAUAAUGUUUAUUUGUGAAGUUAUAUAAUGUUUAGAUAUAUACUGUAAUAAAGCAUGGUGGUAUUGAUAA